AUGUUCUGGUGGCAAGUGGGGGGCGAAUUUGACUGCAUUGUCUGCUUGGAGCGUCUAGAUAGAGCUUCAGAGUGUUCCAUACUAAUACGGGGCUCCGAGCUACCUACAUGUACAUAUGCCACAGCUUUAUCCACCUACAUAUCCCACGAUUCCCCCCACGAUAAAUUGUCACCACAGGUUCGGGCAUACGCGAGCCUCCCAACGUAUCAAAUCCCUAGCGAUCAGAUCAGCGCAUCCCUUCCGGCCCCACUGCAUUUGUACACCCCAUCCACAAGCGUAACCCCUGGACCGCCGCUGCGCGCAGCAAUAGAGGUCUCCCCACAGUCUCAGACUCUCAGGAAUAAUUCAGAACCCAACCGAACCUGCGCACUGGCCCUAGAAUUACCAGAAGAAGGCCGAAUGUUGUUGUUGUUGCGGCUGAAACUUCUGGCACCGCACACGCCAAGCAUUAACUGGUCUCUGGGGGCGCGCAGCAGCAGUAGGACCUCGUUGUCGGGAGUUACCGAGCAACCCCCCUUCCUCAGAGUUCAGGGGCCUGUUUGGAUCGUUCAAGUCGGAAAACGGCCGGAACGAUCCCAGACAGACGCAGACGACAGACCACCGCCCACCACUACCACCACCACCGCCGCCAUCUAG
This is a messenger RNA of Morchella importuna, 636 nucleotides long. RefSeq lists its product as uncharacterized. The transcript has 4 exons. NCBI's taxonomy places the organism in Eukaryota, Fungi, Ascomycota, Pezizomycetes, Pezizales, Morchellaceae. The coding region runs from base 1 to 636 and encodes 211 amino acids. The record is from RefSeq and is a predicted model, not a curated record.